UCAGUCGAGUGCGGUUACACGGUGAGCGAGUGCCCUGCGUCCGUCUCCACAGCGAUACGAGAGUGCGACCACGUAAGUGGAAACGACAGUGGAACAAACAUGUCCUGAGGAUUCUCCGAGUUCCGGAGGCGCUUUUGGAUUCGCUCCAAAACACCUAAGUUAAUUCAGUAGAUUUGUGUCCUUCGUGACCGAUUGUAAAAUAAUUUCCGAGUGUUAAAAGUUUCGUUAGAAUAUUUCAGUUUAAUUUUUUACUGCACAUUGGGUUAGAAAAUUAAACCCCGGAUUUAGAAUUUGGGCCGGCGAAGACACAAUUGCUUUCAGUGGUCAGUUUUUGUAAUGGGCACGUUUUCAGCCGAAUUCACCAGCAAAGGCGUAAACGCCGGGUAAGAUACUCGUUGUUCCACUUCGUUCUUGUGUGUUCUUGAGUGAAAACAUUGCGAAGAUGAAAGAAGACAAGGGUGGCAGGUGCGAGAAGGCCUCUCACGCCUGGCUGUUCUCGCUUUGCAUGGUGAGCGUGUUGGCCUGCGGAUAUUUGUUAUACAAGGAGACUCAGCUGGAGUCGCGGCUGGAGGAACUGGAGCGACAGUUCUUGGUGCUGCAGCAUCAGAGAGUGGCCUCGACUCCGGUCUCGGUUCCGGGGGAGCUGCUGGUCGAGAGGUACCAAACCCACUCCAGGGUGGCCCGGGAGAUACCCAGUGAUUGCUCAUGUCCAGGACCGCCCGGGCCGCCGGGCAAGCGGGGCAAGCGAGGAAAGAAGGGUGACCCAGGCGAGCCAGGACCCGCGGGUCCAUUGGGUCCUCCCGGGAAGAAUGGUUUUCCGGGCCUAAAAGGCGCCAAGGGGGACCGGGGUUACAUGGGUCCGAUUGGCUUGGACGGGCCCAAAGGCGAUCCUGGUCGACCAGGUGACAAGGGUCAGAAGGGAGAACUCGGCAGUCCAGGCUUCGACGUCUACGCUGCUGUCAAGGGGUUAAAGAGAUCAGUGACUACUCUCAGGGGCGGGACCCUCGGCUACGCUGAGAUAGUAGCUGUGAAGGGACUCCAGGAACAAGGUCAUAACAUUUCCGCCCAGACCAUCAUCACUCUCAAAGGAGAGCCUGGAGAGCCGGGACCCCCUGGUCCGCCGGGACCUCAGGGUCCUGAAGGCCUCCCAGGACACGAUGGUAGACAAGGUAUUCCUGGAGAACCAGGAGCGCCAGGAGAAAAGGGUUCGCCAGGUCCUGUGGGUCCUAUGGGCCCGACUGGAGAACCGGGAAUUGCUGGAAUGAAGGGUACAAAAGGAGACCGAGGCUUCUUAGGUCAACCAGGCUUCCCAGGACUGCCAGGAUACCGAGGACUACCUGGUGAUAAAGGGGAUAAGGGCGAACGAGGGUUGACGACGACAUUAAAGGGCGACCAAUUCCCGACGGGGAUAAUCGAAGGACCGCCAGGACCCCCAGGACCACCAGGGCCGACAGGCGCCAGGGGUGACAAGGGGGACCUAGGGCCAACAGGGCCGCCUGGCAUGCCUGGAGAGAAAGGUGCCAGGGGAAAACGCGGCAAGAGGGGCUCCUCAGGACACGCAAAUAUGCGGGGCCUCCCAGGUUUGCCAGGGGCCCCGGGUCAGCCAGGGGAGAGAGGGAAUCCAGGCAGUCCAGGACCUAAAGGAGACAGAGGCUUGACAGGACCUCCUGGAGACCAAGGGAUGGGAGAGCCAGGACCUCAAGGUCCACCAGGAUUACCAGGCCAGUACGGUCCCAAAGGAGAGAAAGGUGACUAUGGAGACAUCGGGCCACCUGGUCUGAUGGGACCUCCAGGCCUGCCCGGACCUCCUGGCUACCCAGGUCAGAAAGGAGACAAGGGCGAUAAAGGGGAAUCGAAAUAUAAGAAGCUUAGAAGAAGACAGGGAGACGGAACAUUUGACUCCAUCGGCGGAGAAGUUGUAGUUGGCCCCCCUGGUCCACCCGGCCCUGCAGGAAUCCCAGGACUUCAGGGUCCCCCAGGCAUCAAAGGCGACAGGGGAAUGGAUGGAGCAAAAGGAGAGCCGGGAGAGAAAGGGUCAAAAGGUGACCCAGGGCCUAUGGGAUUACCUGGUCCCAUGGGGCUGAGAGGUGACUCGGGGCGGCCAGGAGAUAUAGGCAAGCCAGGUCAAAUGGGCCCUCCUGGCUUGGACGGAAUGAAGGGAGGACAGGGAGAGCCAGGAACAAAAGGAGAGAGAGGGGAUCCAGGAUUACCUGGCACUGAUGGAAUUCCUGGUACAGAGGGACCCAAAGGUGACAAAGGAACCAAAGGAGAAGCAGGCCCAAUAGGCAAGAGAGGACGGAAAGGAGAUAAAGGUGACAAGGGGGACCAGGGUGUCCCGGGACUGGACGCUCCAUGCCCCAUUGGGCCUGACGGCCUCCCACUUCCCGGCUGCGGCUGGAGACCACCAAAGGACUUUAGUGACACGCACACUACGCCCUCAUCUCUGUCUAUAACACCCGAAAGUCCUGCGGAGGAUUAUGAUGAUGGAGGAGAAGAGGAGUAUGAGGAGUAUCCCGACCCUAACACUAACAACUACCAGCCGACCAAGUAACACAGGACUAGUUCAAGACAUCUGUAAGAGAACUGCCAUGUACAUAUACCCGCCAUUUCAACAAACUCUAGUGAAGUGAUAGCGUUAAAUUACGCAUUUGUGUCAAGUUAGCGUAGUCAAAUGUUUUAUUUUUGUACAUAAAUAUAAACAAUUUCGUUUUUGUUUUGUUAAGUUUUAUCUAAUUUAGUGUACAUAAGUUAAAUAGGGUAUACAUAGAUAAUAAGUUUUUUACCUCCUUUUUUAUUACUAGUAAUGACUAAGGUCAUUUACGCAGUUAAUAUGAAAAUGACUUAAAGCAGUUGAUAAUUAUUUUAUGUUUAUAGUUAAAUCAUUAUUAACCAAAGCAUUGAUUUGAAUUGUGUUUUAUAUAAGUUUAACAAAGCAUUAGAAUGUUUUAAUAAAUUAUACUCUUCUACGUGAAUUUUAAAUUAUAUUAAUCCACUUCUAGAAUUAAAUUACUUUGAUAACAAAAUUUAGCAAAUAUAUUUAUAAGAUAUUGCAUAUAUAUGUUCAAUUAUACCAUUCAUCUGAACUGUUUAAAAGGUUUAUUUUUAUAUUGUUGAAGUGCCUUGCAGUGAUCUCCACAGAAAUAUUUUGUGUACAAAAACGAAAGUUGUAUGGCAAAAUUAUUUAGAUCUUUUGUUAUCAACCAACUUUGUGUCAGUUCAACUUCCAGACAUUCAAAGCCAUGGAUGAAUUUAUGUUUGUGUGUUAAUAGUUAGUCACUGUAUGUAUUUAUCAGUUAAGAACGUAUGUAUAGUUGUGUGUUUGAUGCAUUUGGUAAGAAUGCUUUAAUUUAUUUAUCAACUUUUGUACGUACUGUAUUUUUAAGUUCCUACUGAGUCUUUUACAGGUAAAAAAAUAUUCACACUAAUCCGUAUUUUAAAAGUUAAAAGGUAUUUACAUUUUUUUAUAAAUACAGUCUAUUUGAAAAAAUAAAUACAAAGUGGAAUAUUUAAUCUUACGUAUAGAACACAUUAAAUUUAUAACUAAUACUUUUUUCUGAAAAUAGUUCACUUUUAUCUAAACAUUAUUUUAUGCUCUUAUUGUUUCAGGUACAUUUAUGAAUUGGAUGUAGGCAAAUUUAUUUAACUAAGUAUUAAACAAUAGUGAUAGGAUUUUUAUCAUUUUUAUGGAAAAUGGUUUUUUGUUCUUGGUACUUUGUAUCUUUUAUAAAUAUUUUGUUCAUAUUUACUUAUUGUAGCUACAAUGUCACUGUUCAGUCAAAAAGGAAUAUAUAGUUAUGUAUCCGUACAUUAACCACCCUUUUGUAUUUGGGUAAAGUAAGUGUAGGCAUGAGUGUUUCCUGUGCUGUAACCAUAGGACUUGACUUUGAGGGGAGGGGGGCAUCUGAUUGAAGAGCAUACCAUACCAGGGGAUAUGGUAAACAUCUAAAUAACUGUAAAUUUCAAUCGAUUAUAGAAGCCUAAUUCAUAUAAAAAAAAACACAUAACUUGUAUUUAAAAUAAGUUGGGUUGUUGUUAUGUAUAUUUUUAAAAUUUUAGAGCUUUUUGGGGGGAGCCUUCUAUCCAUCUUACUUCCCUCCCAUUGGUUAUGCCAGUGAAUGUUUCACACUGAUAGUAAUAAUUAUCUGCUCAUGCCAAUUCACAUGUAGAUUUUUUGACAUGCUUUGUUCUAACUAUUUUCUCCUAUAGCAUAGGUCUGAAUAGAUUUUACGCUUGAAGAGUGAGUAAUUCUCUCAUGUACAAUUUAUUAGCUUAUAGCCGUGUUCAACUAUCAAUCUGUAAUCUUGUUUAGUAAUGAGUUACUGCUAAAUUCAGAAUAUGUAAUUAAUUAAAUAAAUUAAAUAUUGAUUAGGGUCAGAAACAAAGAUUUAAUACCUAUAGAAAAAAUAAUUUAGUCUCAUUUACAGAAUAAUAUACUCCAUGUGAUUACUACAUAAAGAUCUACACAACAUUCACAUUUGACCACCAACAUAUUUUGCUAAACAAUUUGAGAAGUCAGAUUCUGCUGUUAGUUUUUGGUUCUUUUCUCUUGAAUUGAAAAACUAAGAAUGAUGAUAGGAAUCAAUUGUUUUUAAAGUGUACUCUGCAUAUUUAAAGCAUUUUGCCUUAGCCCUUUGAGCGCCAGUAUUUUAAUGCCACUCCAUAUGGAGAAGUGCCAUGGUGAAAUUGGCAUGUUUUGCAUGUUUUUAUUGAGAAGUUUACUCGACUCUAGAAUUUAUACCAGACGCUUUCAUUCGUUGAAAUAAAUGUAAAGUUGUCUUUUGUUUUGCAGUUAAUUAACUGUGCCACAAGAACAUGUAAUCGAAAUAUUUUUAGAAAUAGUAACCUAGUAACAAAUUAUAAAGUAUUGGAAUUUGUUUUUAAUUUGGAGUUUAUUCAAACUUUACGUACAUUACAAAAAAUAUUUUGCACAUGGGAACAUAUUUUGUUUCAAUCUAUACCUAAUUAUUAACAUGUGUACACAAAAAAACUCAUUUGGCAAAUAAUAUUUGCUAACAUUGAUUUUCAUCAAACUUAAUUCUUAUUUUUUAACAUAUUUGUUUUUGCAAUAUUAAAGCGCAAAUGUUGGAAAUAGUGAUAUUUUUUACAACUCUAUGUAACAUUGAUAGAUGUUAAUUCUAAACUUAAUUAAGAAAAUAAAAAGUACUAAACAAAAGUAACCUAUCUGUAAUGAAAGGACACAUAAGCAAGGGUAAAAAUCACUUGGAAAGCUUUCAUUGUUUUAUGAUAAUACCAGUGUGAUUCAGUAAAAACAGAGAGUGUAUGCUUUUACUGCAUCUCUUAGAAAUAGUUAAGUGGUGGAUCCAGGGGAUAGGCUAGGAGGGUCAUGUCAUCCUCUAGUUUAUGAAAAACGUAAUCGAUCUUGUAUUAUAACCAUACAUAAAUUAAAUUAUGAACUAAACUUUGAAUAUGAGUGAAUUGUUUUCUAAACAAUUUAUGUUUUGAUGCAUGGUCCAAAGUUACCUGUUAUAAUAACGAUAAUGAUAAAUUAAAACUCAGAUGGCCCCCUCCAAAAAUCAGGACUGGAUCCACUCUUUCUUUGUACAAACUUAAUUUUUAAUAAACAUAUGUCAAUAUUGAAACACUACUUUUUUGCCAAGGAAAUUGAAUUCUACAAACUCUACAGUGUGAAACAUUUUUGUUCAGAAUGUAUUAUAUUUAAUUAAAAAUAGUUAAUAGUAGAUUUUAAAAUUUGUUUUACUUGAAAUCUAAAACAAUUUUUAGAAUUCAUUAGAUUUAAAGAUUUUAUAAAAUCUCCUAGUACAAUGAAGAUUAAUCUGGUAUGUUUUAUAUUUUUUUCAAAAACUUACUGACAAUAUUGUUCCAUUAUAAAAAAUACUGGAAUCAAAUAAUAUGUAAUUAAGGAUUUAGUUACUCUUUACCAGCUCUACAACCAAUCACAGCUUUUUAAACUUAAGGUUGAAAUGGUAAUGCCAGUUUAAUGAGAAAGUAUCAGAUUAAUCUAUGGGCUGCUAAGAUGUUAAAUGUGAAAGACUGAAUACUUCAUUAUGUGAGGAAUGGUAUAAGUAUAACAUUUAAAUGACACUUCAGAGACAAGUAAGGUGAAGCCAGUGAAAUUGUUACUUUUACAAUUACACUUGUAAUUUUGUAAUGAGUGCCACACAGAAGUAACAUAUAGUUUUGUUUAUUUUGUAUUUUCUUAUGUACAAUAGUAUGUGUUAGUUUUACAGUAUAAUUGUACAGAAAAGUAGGUUAAGUAUGACACGUUACACAUCGGUCUCACAAAUAACGGAGUUUCUAUUUAUUUGUACAGUUCCCAAAAGAGAUGUUAGCAAGCAUGUUGUGCCAAAUAAUAAAUGAUUCAUAAAGCUGUCUAAUAAAACAACUGUCAUCUAUUCA
Molecule: messenger RNA, 6378 nt
Organism: Homalodisca vitripennis (glassy-winged sharpshooter)
Lineage: Eukaryota; Metazoa; Arthropoda; Insecta; Hemiptera; Cicadellidae
Product: collagen alpha chain CG42342-like
Exons: 28
Coding region: 443-2551 (702 amino acids)
Source: RefSeq, a predicted model, not a curated record